Molecule: messenger RNA, 618 nt
Organism: Drechmeria coniospora
Lineage: Eukaryota; Fungi; Ascomycota; Sordariomycetes; Hypocreales; Ophiocordycipitaceae
Product: vacuolar ATP synthase 16 kDa proteolipid subunit
Exons: 3
Coding region: 1-618 (205 amino acids)
Biological process (GO): proton transmembrane transport
Cellular component (GO): proton-transporting V-type ATPase, V0 domain
Molecular function (GO): proton-transporting ATPase activity, rotational mechanism
Source: RefSeq, a predicted model, not a curated record
AUGGAUCCUAUUAUCAUCGCCAACCUGGACCGCUGUCCCCCGGCUCGAGCCAUCCUGCACCCCGGCGAGUUGCUAACGCGUGGCCGUCAGUCCUUCUUCGGCGCCAUGGGAUGCGCCUUUGCCAUCAUCCUUGCCACCAUCGGCGCCUCCUACGGCACCGCGCGAUCCGCCGUCGCCAUCUUCUCCUGCGGCGUCCUCCGUCCCGAACGCUUCAUGCAGAACACGUACGCGCAUCCCCCCACGCGCGGGACCACGCCGAGCACCGUUGACGGCGUCCAUCGUAGGCUGUGCGCCGUCAUGGCCCAGAUCCUCUCCAUAUACGGCCUCGUCGCGAGCGUCAUCAUCGCCAACAAGGUCAAGGAAAAGAUGGCCGCCCACGCAGGCUUCCUCCAGCUCGGCGCCGGAUUGGCCGUCGGCUUGUGCUGCCUCGCCGCCGGCUUCGCCAUCGGAGUCGUCGGCGACGCGGGUGUCCGCGCGAGCACGCAGCAGCCGCGCCUCUACGUCGGCAUGGUCCUCAUCCUCAUCUUCGCCGAAGUCUUGGGCCUCUACGGCGUCGUCGUCUCCAUCCUCAUGAUCACCCGGUCCGCGUCGUCGGACGUCACGACGUGCCUCUACUGA